AUGUCCAACAGCCAAUCAGACGGUGGCAUGGGCGACCAUGCCCCUCUGAUUCUGGAGAGCACCUUCUCCACAGAACUGCAUAUCUCUGAGCCGGGCGAUGAGGGCUUCCAGCCACAAAGUCCCGUCACACCCACGUUUGAAAUAUCCCCGCCCGAGGAAGAUGAAGUGGACCGGCUGGUGGAGCCUCAGCCGGUGGUCCUGAGCACCCAGAGUCCUGCCGCGCUGAAGGUCGGCACCAAGCAGCUCAUCCCCAAGAAAUUAGCUGGGGCCAGCCGAUCUAAAAUCCGCCACCACACCACUGUGGUUACAUUCCCGGUGGGACUGGAGCACUCCACCAAAGAGACGCGCAGCCGACACUCCACCCAGGGGACAGAUGUGUCCUGGGAGGAUUAUGACAGCGAUGGAGAUGGUUUAUCUUUGAGGAGGAACCGCAGGAACAAGUCGUACAGAGCUGCUGUGACCAGCCUGGACAUCGAAGCCAUCGCCUCAGGACGAGGGGAUGCGACGGCACUGAAGCCUGUCAGCGAGGACCGAGCGCCCAGUCCUGGUCCCGCUCGCAGCCCUGGACGCAAGAGAGCCCUGGGGAGAAAGAGGAACCAGAAACGUGGAUCCUUCAAAGACGCUACGCCGCAGCUCUACCAGGAGAUCCGUGAGCGGGGGCUGCACUCCACCAGCCAGGAUGAGAUGUUGGAUGACUUUGUGGUGGUGGAGCCCCCUGUGGAGGACCAGGGCAUCGUGGUGAAGAGCUACAGGCCGGCACAUCUCACCUGGAGCCAGCUACCACAGGUGAAGGACACAGGUAUCCUGCAACUGAUCUCAGCCCAGGAGAGAAAGAGACAGGAGGCCAUCUUUGAGAUAAUCACAUCGGAGUAUUCAUACCUGCACAGCCUGGGCAUUCUGGUCAGUCACUUCAAGGAGAGCGAAGCCCUGAGGAAAACCAUGACGACCACGGAGCACCAUCACCUCUUCUCCAACAUCUCUGUCAUCCAAAAAAUCAGCAAACGGUUUUUCGAGGACCUGGAGCGGCGUCACUAUGAAAACACAGUGAUUCGGGACAUUAGCGAUAUUGUUCAAUACCACGCCGCCCACCACUUCGAGCCCUACAUCGUCUACUGCUCCAACGAGACCUUCCAGCAGAGGACGCUGCAGAAGCUGCUGACGAGCAACGCUGCGUUCAAGGAGACGCUGAAGCAGAUCGAGGGGAGCAGUGAGUGCGGAGGCCUCCCCAUGAUCUCGUUCCUCAUCCUUCCCAUGCAGCGAGUAACCAGACUGCCACUGCUGCAGGAUACAAUCUGCCAGAAAACUCCAGACAAGACAGCCGAGUACUUUGCUGCCGUUUGGUCAUUGCACGCCAUCAGCAAGUUGGUCAGCAGCUGCAAUGAUGGCGCGAGGCGGAUGGAGAGGACAGAGCAGAUGUACACCAUCCAAAAACAGAUGGACUUUGGUAAAAUCAAGCCUUUUCCUCUGGUGUCAUCAUCGCGGUGGCUGAAGAAGCGAGGCGAGCUGACCGUCUGCACCGAGGAGCUCAGCAUCUGGAGGGCUUUCAGCAACAGGAGCAACUACCUGUUCCUCUUCAAUGACGUGCUGAUCAUUACCAAGAAGAAGAGCGAGGAGAGCUUUGUGGUGAUGGACUACGCCACUCUGGAGAAUGUGGAGGUGGAGGUCGUAGAGGACGCUGAGGGACGGAUGUCUCCACCAGCGAAGAACAGCCACCAUCUGUCUUUCAAACUGCUGAUGAGCAGGAACAGCGAGGGGAGAUCGGAGCACGUCUCCCUGAUGGCCGAGUCCAGGGUGGACCGUGCACGUUGGAUAGUUGCUCUCACAGAGCACAAGCAGGCAGGUGCUGUCACUUCUAGAGAUGGUCUGCCACAGUACGAGGCCACUAAAGCCUACAUGCCGAGGGAGCUGGACGAGCUGGGGUUGAAGCAGGCUGAGCUCGUUAUCGUCCGGCAGAAAGAAGAAGGCUUUUGCUACGGGGAGAGAAUGCGAGACGGCGAGAGAGGCUGGUUUCCAGCAAGCUGUGCCACCGAGAUCACCGACCCGACCGCCAUGGAGAACAACGUGCAACGCAUGAAGCGACUGCGCAAAGAGACCAACGUUUGA
Limanda limanda (common dab) is the source of this 2103-nucleotide messenger RNA. It is a transcript of the gene arhgef16, whose product is annotated as Rho guanine nucleotide exchange factor (GEF) 16. The transcript is spliced from 14 exons. Gene Ontology annotation, molecular function: guanyl-nucleotide exchange factor activity; protein binding. The record is from RefSeq and is a predicted model, not a curated record. Bases 1 to 2103 code for a protein of 700 amino acids. Lineage: Eukaryota; Metazoa; Chordata; Actinopteri; Pleuronectiformes; Pleuronectidae. Gene Ontology annotation, biological process: activation of GTPase activity.